Messenger RNA from Manihot esculenta (cassava), 1340 nucleotides. Its product is annotated as putative clathrin assembly protein At4g40080. Lineage: Eukaryota; Viridiplantae; Streptophyta; Magnoliopsida; Malpighiales; Euphorbiaceae. The transcript has 2 exons. Gene Ontology annotation, biological process: clathrin coat assembly; vesicle budding from membrane; clathrin-dependent endocytosis. The record is from RefSeq and is a predicted model, not a curated record. Bases 141 to 1220 code for a protein of 359 amino acids. Gene Ontology annotation, cellular component: clathrin-coated vesicle; clathrin-coated pit. Gene Ontology annotation, molecular function: clathrin heavy chain binding; phosphatidylinositol-4,5-bisphosphate binding; 1-phosphatidylinositol binding.
AUAAUUGGACAAGCCUAGCCAUAAUCAGCCCCACCACCAGCAAGCGACCAAAGCCUCUCUUUCUCUCUCUAAAGCUAUUAUCUACUGGAUCAUCUUCUUCAAUCUUUUUGCCUCUGCAAAUCAGCAAGCUUUUUGUUCUCAUGGGACGCAUAACACAUCUUCGAGACCUAAUAGGGAUAAUCAAAGACAAGGCUUCUCAAAGCAAAGCAGCUAUAGUCUCUAAACCCAAGAACUUGUCUCUCAACUUAGCGCUCCUUAGAGCCACAACCCAUGACCCCUUUACACCACCACACCCAAAGCACAUCACCACCUUUCUUUCCUAUGGUUACAGCUCACGUGUCACCGCUUCCGCUGCCGUUGAGGCCCUUAUGGACCGGCUGCAGUCUACCCAUGAUUCCUCCGUUGCUAUCAAGUGCCUCGCCGUCAUCCAUCACAUCAUCAAAGAUGGUAGCUUUAUCCUCCAAGACCAGCUCUCUGUUUAUCCUUCCACCGGCGGCAGAAACUACCUCAAAUUAUCGAGCUUUAGAGAUAACACCACCCCAAUGACAUGGGAAUUAUCUUCAUGGGUGAGAUGGUACGCUAGAUACCUUGAACAUCUCUUAUCAACAUCGAGGGUUCUGGGUUUCUUUCUGUGUUCAACAUCAAGCACAGCAGAGAAAGAUAAAGAAGAAGAUAAAGUUUCAGCAUUAACAAAUUCUGAUCUUCUCAGAGAGAUAGAUUCUUUAACAAGCUUGACGGAAGAAAUAUGCAAAAGACCAGAUUCUUUCCAUAUGCAGGGAAAUGAAUUAAUGGGUCAGAUCAUAAGUUUGGUGGGAGACGAUUAUUUGUCAUCAAUAAACGAAAUAUCAAUCCGAGUGGACGAGUUUAACCAGAGACUGAGUUGCCUGAGUUUCGGCGACUCAGUUGAGUUGGUAUGCGUGUUGAGAAGACUAGAGGAUUGUAAAGAAAGGCUAUUAGCCUUGUCCACUAGAAAGAGAGCAUUGGUUGAGAGCCUUUGGUGUUUGAUCAGUGAAAUGAAGGGAAAAGUUGGGGAUGGAAAAGCGUAUAAAGAGGAGGGGAGAUUGUUGCUUACAUUUGGGAAGAGAGAUAGUGGAAGUGAGUCAGCUCGGUUUGGAGACCGAGUUAUAAGCUAUGGUGACUCGGUUAGAUUUUCGUCUGCUAGAUAUGGAUUGAAUGGGCAUGCGUUGCAGAUUGUAGAAUCGGUCGAGUCAUACGCAUGAUGAGAAUUUUGUUUUUUCCCCCAAUUUUCUGUGGGAGAUAUUUUGGAUAUUUUCAAAAUUAUGAUGUAUUUACUGUAUGAUAUUUUUGCACAUUCAGAAUUAAAAUUCAGUAUUAGUCCU